GCGACAUAUUCUGCCAUGUAUGGCCAUGGUCAAGAUCUCUGAACACUGAUGCUGUGACGACGUUCAGCUCCUUUAAUGCACACCGACGGAAGAUUUCAGAUGAAUGAGCAGCAAUUCUGCAGGCAUGGAUUCCAACCACACCGACGUGCCCAGCAAAAACAAUGGAGACGCCGUUCUUCUCUCCCUCACGCUUUCAUUCCUGGCCAUACUGACAACAGCCAUGAACUGCCUGGUCAUCACAGCCAUCAUCGUCACACGCAAACUCCACCAUCCCUCAAACUACCUCAUCUGCUCGCUAGCCGUUACCGACCUCUUGGUUGCCAUUUUAGUCAUGCCCUUCAGCAUCAUCUACAUCGCAAAAAACACAUGGCUCAUUGGUGAAGCCUUGUGCAAAUUCUGGCUAAGUGUGGAUAUAACCUGCUGCACGUGCUCCAUUUUACACUUGGCGGCCAUCGCUGUGGACCGCUACCGGGCCAUAACAGAUGCUGUGGAGUAUUCGAGAAAAAGGACAUCUCUGCGGGCCGCCAUUAUGAUUAGCGUGGUUUGGCUUCUCGCUAUAGUCAUCUCGCUUCCACCAAUUCUUUGGAGAAAGGGAGAGGAAAAUGAGUGUAUUAUUGUACAUACAAACAUCGCCUCCAUGCUUUACUCGACAUUCGGAGCUUUUUAUAUCCCGCUUAUACUCAUUCUCAUUCUCUACUACAAGAUCUACCGAGCAGCGAAGACUCUUUAUCACAGGAGGAGAACAAGUUGCCUAAAUAAGUCGGAGAUGAAUGGACAUACGCUUCCCAAAUGCAGCGUUAGAGAGCCAACGACACCGGACACACUGAGUCCGCCAGAGAAAUCGAUGUCUGAACCAUCCACCGAAGGUGACAGAGUUCGUAUUACUGCAAGAAGCCCAAAGUCUCGCAGGGAAAGGUCUCUCCGGAGACAUCGCAUCUCGAAUAUUCGUGAAAAGAAGGCCGCAACAACUCUUGGACUCAUUAUUGGAGCGUUUGUCGUCUGCUGGCUGCCGUUCUUUAUUCACGAGGUGAUUUACAAUAUCUGUACAUUAUCCUGCAAUCGUUCUGUUGCUGUUACUAACUUUCUGACUUGGUUGGGGUAUUUAAACUCCCUGAUUAACCCACUGAUUUACACCAUCUUUAAUGAGGAUUUCAAAAGGGCUUUUCAGAAGAUUAUCAAGUGCAAGAAUUAUCUCUAACUCCAGAUGAGGGAUGAUGAUGUGAAUGGAAAUUAUUACACUCAAAAAAACGAAAAAGUUUAAAGUUUAGUCUUUUCUCUUGGCAAAAUAAGUCAAUUAAAAGCAA
Molecule: messenger RNA, 1304 nt
Organism: Danio aesculapii
Lineage: Eukaryota; Metazoa; Chordata; Actinopteri; Cypriniformes; Danionidae
Gene: htr1fa
Product: 5-hydroxytryptamine (serotonin) receptor 1Fa
Exons: 2
Coding region: 104-1198 (364 amino acids)
Biological process (GO): adenylate cyclase-activating adrenergic receptor signaling pathway
Cellular component (GO): plasma membrane
Molecular function (GO): G protein-coupled serotonin receptor activity
Source: RefSeq, a predicted model, not a curated record